AUGGAUACAUGGCAGACACUCCAUGCUCUCAUUGCCCAACUGUACAGUGACAGCAGUGACAGCAGUGGCAGCGGUGGGAGCAGCAACAGCAGUGGCAGUGUAGAGAGGGAUGAGCUGGAUGAGCAGAUGCUAACAGAGCCAGAGAACAUGCACAUGGAUCAACCACAACAGCAGGAGGCACCAGUGCAUCAGCAGCACAUGCAAAAGCUUCAGCACGAACCAUUGUCAAAAGACUCUCGUCUUUACCGCUUUUAUCUCACCAACGUCAGACAUCACGCUGCCGGUCCUGCUCCACCUCUGGGACCCUCGAUGCAGACCGAGACAAGAGCCGUCGAGCAAGAGGAACAUCACAAGGGCGACAGAAAAAGGGUUGCAGAGAAGCAGUUCAUUGAGCCUUCAAAACCAGCCCCUAUUCACCCACCUACAAAUAUAAUAACUGAUACAAACUGCAGCUUCAAGUCAGAGGCCACGACCACUGCCACUCCCUCAGCUCAGAAGAAGCACUCCCCGGUCGCCCCUAAACUGGCCCGGUACGCACACGAGAGCGAGGAUGAGCUACACAUCAGCAGCAGUGAAGAGAGCAGUGACGAGAGCAGUGACGAGAGCAGUGACGAGAGCAGUGAAGAGAGCUGUUUUAGUGAGGCCAGUUUACCUUCCGUCCGUCGUGCUGAGUCAGACACCGAUGAAGACGAGAAUGAGCCACCUGGGGAUAAAGAAGAAACACCGAAACAAGCGAUCAGUAUAAAAAUCACAGACGUCUCCCUGCGAUGUAACAUGGUGGCCUACAAUGAGGAAAGGGCCGCUCAAAACCCACCCAAAAAGCUGAUUCAGGGUGCAGGCGUGCUGUUGAAGACCAAACAGGACCAGAAUAAACAACUGGAUGAGACAAAAUAUGCACCGAGUGAGGACAUGAAAACAAAAGUUCGGACUGAGGAGAGCAACAUUUCAAGAGUAAAACUGCAGGAUCUGAAAGAGCCUAAAACUGAUGUCCCUAAACAAGAGAAUGUGAAAACAACGACUACAAACAAGCCACAGCAAUCCCACUCUCUCUGCGCUGGAGUCAAGAAAUGUGUGGGCGAGAGCAAGACUCCGGAGAGAAGUCUCCAGAGUAAAACCGCUGGUCUCAGGCAGAAGAAGAAGGUCCCUCAGGAGGACGCUUUUGCUGUCGUGAAGAGUGCAGACUUUCCUCCUCUUUGUAACACGGUGGACGCCGAAAGGAAGGCGGCAAUGAAGAGGCCGCUUGACCUCCAGGCUCAUGGUGCAUGGGAAGUUCCUCUGGUGGAAAAGCUACAUCCAGACCAGAAGAAGACUGUUCCUCCAGGUUUUCAGAGAAGAAGUGAUGAGCCAAAAACAUUUGAGAGCACCCAUAGAGGGAAUGUGACCAAAAGGACAGAAAACAAGCCACGUGUGAAACAGACUGAAGCUCAGACCAUGACACCAGCAGACAACAUAUUCGCAUGUGAAGUCUCUCCCGCGUUGAGCACACUCUCUCGGCGCUGUGUGGGUCUUCGCUACAGAUGGCGUGGGUGUAGCCAGCGCUCGGGCCAGUCCUGCCGAAGCCAGCACGAACCAAUCAGUGACCCCCCAGGAGAAAGGCAGACCUUGUACACUGACCAUUAA
Messenger RNA from Knipowitschia caucasica, 1620 nucleotides. NCBI's taxonomy places the organism in Eukaryota, Metazoa, Chordata, Actinopteri, Gobiiformes, Gobiidae. The record is from the annotation of a GenBank genome assembly.